Molecule: messenger RNA, 1107 nt
Organism: Egretta garzetta (little egret)
Lineage: Eukaryota; Metazoa; Chordata; Aves; Pelecaniformes; Ardeidae
Gene: GPR171
Product: G protein-coupled receptor 171
Exons: 2
Coding region: 130-1107 (325 amino acids)
Biological process (GO): G protein-coupled receptor signaling pathway
Cellular component (GO): membrane
Molecular function (GO): G protein-coupled purinergic nucleotide receptor activity
Source: RefSeq, a predicted model, not a curated record
CGUUCAUUGGACUGUGUCGCUGAAAAACAUCAGACCUUUGCAGACUAAUGCUCAGAAGACCCCAGAGACCACUAAGACAGGUUCUUGGUAUCUCCUAGCAGCAAAACCAACUUGCACAAGAAGUUUACAAUGUCAAGCAACGUUUCACAGUGCCACAUCAGCAAAGAAAUGGAACCUUUUACCUAUUUUUACUACUUAAUUUUUCUUAUGGGAUUUAUUGGAAGCUGUUUCGCACUAUGGGCAUUCACACAAAAAGAUCAGAAACAGAAAUGUGUGAGCAUCUACUUAAUUAACCUCUUAACAGCGGAUUUUUUGUUGACUUUGGCAUUGCCAGUAAAGAUUAUUGUUGACCUAGGAGUUGCAUCCUGGAAACUGAGAAUAUUCCACUGUCAAGUCACAGCCUGUUUCAUCUACCUGAACAUGUACUUAUCCAUUAUAUUUUUAGGAUUUGUAAGCAUGGAUCGUUGCCUUCAGCUAACACACAGUUCUAAGAUCUACCGCAUUCAAGGGCCUGGAUUUGCCAAGUUGUUGUCUGCAGUCGUAUGGACAAUGGUUCUCCUUAUCACAGUGCCUAACAUGGCUAUUCCAAUAAAAAACAUUGAAGAACGACCUGGUGCAGGAUGCAUCGAUUUAAAAACAAAAUUUGGAAGAGACUGGCACGUGUUUACUAAUUUCAUAUGCACAGCAAUAUUCCUGAAUUUUUCAGCUGUGAUACUCAUUUCCAAUUUUCUUGUUGUUAGACAACUCUACCGAAACAAAUACAGUGAGAGUUACGCAAAUGUGAAGAAAAGUCUCAUCAACAUACUGCUCGUAACUGCAGGCUACCUGCUGUGUUUUGUUCCAUACCACAUUGUUCGUAUCCCCUAUACUUUGAGCCAAACCGAUACCAUAACCAGCUGCUCUCUGAAACAAGCUCUCUUUAAAGCUAAAGAAACUACCUUGCUAUUUGCGGUAUCAAACCUCUGUUUUGACCCUAUUCUGUAUUACCAUCUUUCCAAAUCAUUCAGACUGAAAUUUACUGAGACUUUUGCAGCACCCAAAGAGGCAAAGGUUUUCAUAGACAAAGAGGCACAACACGGAAGUGAACAGGAGAUGCAAAAGUACUGA